AUAAAAUGAAGUUGGCACUUGCAGUGUAGUCAGUUCCAUUGAGAGGUAGAAGCGCAUUUUUCCUCAUAUAUUGGAAGCAUCAGAACAGCAAAAAUGAUCGUAGCCAGUCUUGCAUUCAUCUUGCUUACAGCAACAUUUUGUGUUGCAUCCGAAGAAGAGGAGAUGGAAGUUGGCAUCGAGCUUGUUGGAUGCUUUGCCGACGAUGCAAAUGACAGAGCCUUGCCCACCCUGUUUGAAAACGUGAGGGACAAGAUCAUCUGGUCCAACAUGAACGAAACGGUGCGGAUGUGUGCCGAUGCAGCAGCCAAUCACGAUCCGCCCUACAUGUGGUUUGGUAUUCAAUUCUACGGAGAAUGCUGGACUGGAGCUGACGCAGAGGUGACUUACAACAAAUAUGGUCCAUCAACAAAUUGCUGGAAUGGUGUAGGAAAACACUUGACGAAUGCCGUGUACAGAUUUGUGAUGAAAGGCAAAUGAAGAGCGACACAUCCAUCAUGGGUAAUUAAAGAAGUAAACAAAAACUUUAUGAAAAAUGUGAUUAAAUACCUGAUGAGGAAUUGUGAAAGAAUAUGUAAAAAUAAUUCAGAUUUUUCAUAUGAUACAUUACGACAUAAUUAACGAAAACACA
Molecule: messenger RNA, 628 nt
Organism: Rhopilema esculentum
Lineage: Eukaryota; Metazoa; Cnidaria; Scyphozoa; Rhizostomeae; Rhizostomatidae
Source: RefSeq, a predicted model, not a curated record